Molecule: messenger RNA, 699 nt
Organism: Peniophora sp. CBMAI 1063
Lineage: Eukaryota; Fungi; Basidiomycota; Agaricomycetes; Russulales; Peniophoraceae
Source: the annotation of a GenBank genome assembly
AUGAACAACCGCGCAACGUCUUCGCGACUAAACAACUAUCACACACCAAAGCGCCAGCUUCUCGGACAUACCGGCCCAGCACCAGCUUGGCGCAAUGAUCCUAAACCGGGUGCGUCGGGCUCGGCUGCGCGCGCAGACGCGGGUAGCAAGAUUCUGGUCACGAACUUGCCAUACGAUGUGGGCUACGACGAGCUCAAGCAUCUAUUUGAGAAAACUGUUGGGCCGUUGAGAGAUCUCUAUGUCAUAUACAACAGUCAGGGGCGGUCGAAGGGGCAUGCGGUCGUAUACUUUGCACGGGGUGGCGACGCGAGUUUGGCACGGCAGAAGUACAAUGGGAAAAUGAUUGACGGACGAUUGAAGUUGAAGGUGGAAAUUGUCAUUGACGGCGACGCGCCUGGGAACCAGGUUGCACCAGCGCCACAACAACCUGCACUACUCGCGCGUCUGGCGCCUGGUCCCUCGACGCCUUCAGCGCCCGCCGCAAUGAUCAAAGCUGCUAAGGCUCUACAGGCGAAACAACCACCGACCGCGCCAGCCGCAGCAAAGAAACCUGUACAGCCAGUACAAAUACCCGUGGGCGGCAGGAGACGCAUCAAGAAGGGCGCAAAACGCGCAGCGAAGCUGAAGCGGCCGCCAGUCGACCAUGCUAUGCUCGACCAGGAGAUGGACGAUUAUCGCGCGGGCGCUUCUGAGGUGUAG